CUCACACUCAGCCUCUGCGCAUCAUUUAAAGGGGGGAGUCCGACCGUCGAUUUUCCCCGGUUCUAGUCUCACCCCCGCCCGCUGCGUGGCUGGCUGCCGCUCGGUGACAAACAGAACCGCUCUCCUGCACUCCCAACACUUUUAUGUAUUUAUUAAUUUUUUUAUCCUCCCCUCCUUCUCCAAUCCGCCUCGCAUCGCCCCGUUUCAAUACAUGGAAUAUAUUCCAGGCGCAUUUCCUCUCCCCUAACCGAGCCGGAGACCGGAGCGCACGGCGGAAAAAUACGAACCCAGCCGUGAUUCAUGGACGCAUCACCAUGAGGAGACUCCAACUACCAACAAGGGAGGACCUGGCAUGGACCGCUGCGUCUAAAUGAAGUGGUUCAGCCAUGCAAUGUUCCUGGAAGGCAGUGAUUCUGCUGGCCUUGGCCUCCAUUGCCAUCCAGUACACGGCCAUCCGGACCCUCACCUCCAAGCCUUUCCAGCUGUGCCCACUGCCCAGCCCCCAGAACUGCGGUCUGGGCGGCCAGGAGACGGAGCCUCCGUUUGAGCGGGGCACGGCGGGCAGCGGCGGCUGCGAUGACUACCCUUACUUUUCCAUCAACGCCACGCGGAAAACCCACAUUUUGGUCCUGGCCACCACUCGCAGCGGCUCCUCGUUCGUCGGCCAGCUGCUCAACCAGCACCAGGAGGUCUUUUACCUGUUCGAGCCUCUCUACCAUGUCCAGACCACGCUGAUCCCUCGACUGUCCCACAGCCGCAACGCCGCCGACCGCCGUGUGAUGCUGGGCGCCAGUCGGGACCUUCUGCGGAGCCUCUACGGCUGCGACCUCUACUUCCUGGAGAGCUACAUCAAACCGACACCCAUGAAUCACACCACGGACAAACUGUUCCGCCGCGGUGCCAGCCGAGCGUUGUGCCAGCAACCCGUGUGCGACGCCUUCGGUCCCGCCGACGUUAACGUAGAGGAAGGCGACUGCGUAAAGAAAUGCGCGAGUCUGAACAUGACCCUGGCGACGGAGGCGUGCCGAGAGAAGCGACACGUGGCGAUCAAAAUCGUCCGGGUGCCGGAGAUCGGAGACCUACGAGCUUUGGUUGAAGACCCGCGGCUGAACAUCAAAGUGAUUCAGCUGGUCAGAGACCCGCGUGGUAUCCUGUCCUCACGGAUCGAGACCUUCAGGGAUACAUAUCGUCUGUGGCGCAUCUGGAGGGCCACGGGGAGGAGGCCCUAUAAUCUAGACCUGAGUCAGCUCACGGUUGUCUGUGAAGACUUUCUCAGUUCUGUUUCUACCGGUCUCAGCCAUCCCUACUGGCUAAAAGGGAAAUACAUGUUGGUUCGAUAUGAGGAUUUGGCGCGAAAUCCGCUUCUUAAGACAAAGGAGAUCUAUGACUACCUGGGGCUGCCUAUGGAUAAAAACGUGGAAGACUGGAUACAUGCAAACACUCGGGGCAGCAAUGAGCCUUCAGCAAAACACAAGUUUGGUACGGUGAGGGACUCAGCGGCUAAUGCAGAGAGCUGGCGUUUGAAACUGUCUUAUGAUAUGGUGGAAUACACACAGACUGUGUGUCAGAAAGUACUUUACCGGCUGGGAUACAAGGCUGUGAAAUCAGUGGAGGAACUGAAGAACAUGUCCCUCUCACUGGUACAGGACAAAACUUUUGUACCGUUUUUGUAACAAAGAUAGUUCUCUAAUGACUAUUUUUGAUAUAUUUAUAAUUGUUGCCUUAUAAGUUCCUUAGUUUGUUUGUUUGUUUUCAUUUCUGUCAUUUUGUUUCUCAAAGAUUUGCACUAAAGAUUUUUGAAUGCACCAAGGGAACUGUGGAUGAUUCUCCCCCCCCCAUGUUAUAGAACAGCACAUUUUCAACACAAAGUAAUCAAACAAGCUAGUUUACAAAUGUCUCAUCAGUUACUUUUAAUGUGAAUAGGACAAAAAUUCAAGGCACUGUCUUCAUUAUUUUCCUGUGUGCAAGAUGUUGUCUCGACAGAAGUAAAAUGUUGCCCUGGGAAUGUGGGAGUUGGGAGGGUUUCUGAAAAGCAGACAUGUUUUUUUUGUUUGUUUUUUAGACCUGUGAUGGCAAAUUUUGACUGUACAAGCCCUACUGUGCAAUAAAUAGUGAAUGUCGCAGUCAACCUUUACCACUAUGGCAUUUUAUCCAUGUGCGAAGAGAGGAGAUACUUCUGACAGAUGCCACGCUUGCAAAGGAUAAUUGCAGACAAUUAAUAGGCUCUCAAGUUAAAGGGACAGAAUCCCAUCGGAGGUCACGAGUGUUUCAUCAGAGGAUUUACAACCAUCUGUGGUAGACAAACACGCACUAAUGAGAGGUAAUGCUGAAAUCUUCAUUAUGAUAUGUUACAAGAUGAUUUAAAAGAAAAUGGAUGUAGACAUAAUGUAGGUUCCAAACCGAGCAGACACUGAAGCAUUCUGAUGAAGAAACGUUGUUUAAUUUAUCACUUUAUUUAUGUUUUCAUUUGUAGAGUCCAUUUAUUCUCAAUUGUUCACGGUGUGGAAUUUACACGGCCUGUUCUGUCUUCAAUUAAAAUAUUUAUGACACUGUU
Molecule: messenger RNA, 2554 nt
Organism: Amphiprion ocellaris (clown anemonefish)
Lineage: Eukaryota; Metazoa; Chordata; Actinopteri; Pomacentridae
Gene: chst1
Product: carbohydrate (keratan sulfate Gal-6) sulfotransferase 1
Exons: 2
Coding region: 387-1673 (428 amino acids)
Biological process (GO): N-acetylglucosamine metabolic process; carbohydrate metabolic process; keratan sulfate proteoglycan metabolic process
Cellular component (GO): Golgi membrane
Molecular function (GO): N-acetylglucosamine 6-O-sulfotransferase activity; keratan sulfotransferase activity
Source: RefSeq, a predicted model, not a curated record